This is a messenger RNA of Phasianus colchicus (ring-necked pheasant), 1240 nucleotides long. RefSeq names its product dispanin subfamily A member 2b-like. Gene Ontology annotation, cellular component: plasma membrane. The record is from RefSeq and is a predicted model, not a curated record. Lineage: Eukaryota; Metazoa; Chordata; Aves; Galliformes; Phasianidae.
CCUUGAGGUCCCUUCCAACCCUGGCCAUUCUGUGAUUCUGUGAUGAUGGAGUCACAAGGACACAGUGUAGAGUUUCUCCACCAAGCACCCAGGCUUAAGCACAGGGAUGGGAGCCCUAUUGCCUCUUGACAGUGACACAAUUUAGGAUUUCUCCAUUAACUGCCUGGAGUCAACUUCAGGGAUGGGGGUCCCAGUGCCCUAUGGUGGAGAAUUGAUAUAGGGUUUCUUCACCAAACAUCCAGGCUCAUCACUAGCCACGGGAACCCCACUGCCACGCGGUGGGGACACGGUUUAGGCUUUAUUUCACUGACCCCCCGACCUCACUACUUCUCUACCAGCCCCGCACCCCACAGCCUGACCUGUGGAGGCCGAGUAGGGGACAUCCUCGGGGCCAGCGCCUGGCGUUCACAAGGGGCGGGCGGCCCUUUUUUCCCUCCCCCUCGCCCGGCCCUCCCCAUCACUGGGCUGCGAGGAAACGAAACUAGCUCCCUCCAUCCUCCCCUCCCGGCGCCGCCCCAGAGCCUCAUAGCCCCCGAGCCCCAGCAUGGAGCGGGUCCGCACUCCGGGUCCGGCGAUUCCACCGUACGAGCCCCUAAUGGACGGGCUGGACAUGGAGGGGAAGACACGCAGCACGGUGGUGACGGUGGAGAACCCCGUGGUGCCUCCUCCCCGCGACCACCUGGCCUGGUCGCUGUGCACCACGCUGUAUGCCAACGUCUGCUGCCUCGGCUUCCUGGCGCUCGUCUUCUCCGUGAAGUCCAGAGAUCGCAAAGUCCUGGGUGACUACAGCGGGGCGCUCAGUUAUGGCUCCACUGCCAAGUACCUGAACAUCACGGCCCAUCUGAUCAACAUCUUCCUCAUCAUCCUCGUCAUCGCCCUGGUUGCCAGUGGCACCAUCGUGAUAGCCAACAUCUUCAACCACCACCAGCAACACCCCGAAUUCAUUGGACCCACUUAGCUGCAUUCCACGGGCAGAGCUUCACUUGGGGCCAUGCUUUCCUUGCUUCUUCUAAUCCCUUCUCCAGUCACCAUAUAGAAAACCGCCUUGAGACACUCCUUGCUCUGGCAGGAUCCUGCAAAAACUGGCUGCAGGAAUGGGAACCCACAGACUUUGCUGCUUGCCACCUCAGUCUGCCUUUUUGCUAUUAUUUCAAGUGCCUGUAAAAGCCCUAAGGGAAGCACCUCAUCAGUAAAAAAAAAAAAAAAAAAAACAAACCUCAAUAAAGGUAUCUGUCACUUU